UGCUCCUUCCUAGUCUUAUGUUGAAGGUUACACAACACCAACCAACAUUCACUUUCUCCUUCCUUCGAAUUCAACCACCGCAAGGACUUGCCUAUUUCACAUACAUAGACACAUCAGAGACUCGCAACAAACUGAAGGUGCUCGCAAUUGUGGGGAUAGAACAGCAAGCAACAGAGAUGAUCGAGAAGAGCGACCCAAGAAUCAGAUGGGACAAGUCCCCUUUCCUCCACACAUCUGAUAUGAUCAAAUCGGCCAUUGGACUUGCGUACCGGAACCCGACGUUCCUCGCCUUCUCGGUCUUUGCGUCCCUCCCGCUGUUCCUCGUCAUGCUGAUCCACGAACUGGCCGUCCUAUGCAUCUUCGCGGACGCUUCGUCCCGGCUGAGGCUCGUGUCGCCCUACUCCAGCCAGAGGCUCCACCUCGCCUCCGGAUUGAUUCAAGAAACAUUCGUCAAGGUCCUCCAAGCGAGCCUUCUUUACUCGGUCCCCGCUCUCCUGCUCAAUAUCCUGACCGCGGUGACGACCGUGCAUUCUUCGUUCGCCAUCUUCGCCGAAGGCCGAUCGGCGUGUCUCUGGGACAUGCUGAAGGACUCCAUCACCAAGGCAAGGUGGAAGUGGCCCCUGAUAACUUCCACUCUCGUCUCGUUCUUCUCCCUCAUUUUCAUUUUUUGGGUCUGCAUUGUCUCCUGGGGCGGCGUCGGCGGCUUCUUCGCUUCAGGGAAAAUAUUGUAUCUGAGCUUAUGGGGCUUCAUCUCGGUCGUAGCCAUGACCAAGUGGCUGGAGUACAGAGCGGUGUGGGACGUGGCGAUCGUCCUUUCGAUAUCGGAGGACAAGAGCGUGUUGGAGGCGUUGUCGACCGCGUCGAGCAUAACCAAGGGCAAUAGAACCAGAGGGUGUGUGCUGAUGCUGCUGAAUUUCGCGUGGUGGCUCGGGCUCAGGGUCUUGGGCUUCCACGCGAGAGGGAGAUUCAUGGCAAAAUCCGCGCACGCGGUGGCGGUUGCAGAGACCGGGUUGGUUUGCGUGGGGAAGGUGAUGGAGUGGGUGGUGUGCGUGGUGUAUUGCCACGACUGCAAGAGGAGAUCGAGCAGAGACAAGGUGGACUUGGAAGGAGGAGAGCACGCAAUGUUGCUCCGUACAGUUUCUUCAUGAAAAAGGAUGAUGAUGAUGCAA
This is a messenger RNA of Syzygium oleosum, 1169 nucleotides long. RefSeq lists its product as uncharacterized. The record is from RefSeq and is a predicted model, not a curated record. The transcript has a single exon. Bases 18 to 1148 code for a protein of 376 amino acids. Lineage: Eukaryota; Viridiplantae; Streptophyta; Magnoliopsida; Myrtales; Myrtaceae.